This is a messenger RNA of Fonsecaea erecta, 1743 nucleotides long. RefSeq lists its product as hypothetical. Gene Ontology annotation, molecular function: transmembrane transporter activity. The record is from RefSeq and is a predicted model, not a curated record. Bases 1 to 1743 code for a protein of 580 amino acids. Gene Ontology annotation, biological process: transmembrane transport. The transcript is spliced from 2 exons. Lineage: Eukaryota; Fungi; Ascomycota; Eurotiomycetes; Chaetothyriales; Herpotrichiellaceae.
AUGGAGUCAAAUCCGCGCUCGGAAAUGGAACUUUGCCCUGACAAGGCCGGGCUCACCUCCAGUGUCGAUACGGACAAUGGGAUAGCGACCAAGGAGGUUGAGACCACUGCUUCCAAAGAUGCCGAGCCCUCGGCCAAAGCGUCAACCAACGGGUCGAAGAAAGGGUUACGGUUCUGGAUGAUCUUGGUCGCACUCAGCGUCACAAGCCUGCUGACAGCGCUGGAAGCAACCAUCACUUCCACGGCCUUGCCGUCUAUCAUCGCCGAUCUAGGUGGCGGCGACUUGUAUAUAUGGGCCGUCAAUGGUUACUUCCUGACCAUGACGGCUUUGCAGCCCCUUUACGGACAGCUAGCGAAUCUCUUUGGACGUCGGUGGCCAACGAUCGGUGCAACGGCGGCUUUUGUCCUGGGAAGUGGUAUUUGUGGAGGAGCUAGAAAUAUGAAGACUCUCAUUGCCGGCCGCGUGAUCCAGGGAGUCGGGGCAGGCGGUACCGCUGUUCUCAUCGAGAUGAUCAUCUGCGACUUGGUCCCUUUGCGCCAACGAGGCAACUACUUCGCCAUCGUCUUUGGCCUCGUUGCUCUCGGCACAGCCUUGGGACCUUUCUUCGGCGGCCUUAUUGUCAACUACUCCACCUGGCGAUGGGUCUUCUACCUCAAUCUCCCCAUUGGCGGUGUCGCGCUGGUACUGCUCUUCGCCUUCUUGAAGGUGAGAUGGAACAAGGAAGCCAAGCUUGCCACCAAGUUGACCUCGAUGGACUGGGCUGGGAAUGCCAUCUUUGUCGCGGCAAUCUGCGCGGUCCUCAUCGCACUAUCCUGGGCGGGCGCCGUCUAUCCCUGGUCCUCAUACCAUGUUCUUAUCCCACUGGUGGUUGGCUUGGUGGGCCUCGCAGGCUUUCUUGUAUUCGAAGGUUCUCGAUUUGCUCCUCGGCCGACCAUGCCGCUGCAUUUGAUGUCGAACCGCACAUCGGCCGUUGCUUUUGUCCUCACCCUCCUGCACGGCAUAGUCACCAUAUGGUCGGUUUAUUUUCUUCCGCUUUACUUUCAAGGCGUCCUUGGCUCAUCGCCCGCCCGCUCGGGCGUCCAACUUCUGCCUACCAUCUUGGCCCUGAUUCCCUUCGCUGCAGGAGGAGGGAUGGCCAUGUCAAAGUUCGGCCGCUACCGACCAAUACAUACCGUGGGCUUUGCAUUGAUAGUGGUAGGCUUCGGUCUUUUCGACCUCCUAGAUCAAAACUCCUCGACAGGCGCGUGGGUUGGAUAUCAAAUAGUCGGUUCUGCCGGAGCAGGCCUCAUUAUCUCGACCCUGCUACCUGCCGUGAUGGCGCCCCUCUCAGAAAGCGACACAGCACUGGCAACAUCAACCUGGUCGUUCUUGCGCGGUUUCGGCGUGAUCUGGGGGACUGCCAUCCCGGCUGCGAUAUUCAACAAUCGCUUCGACGCGCUUGCGACGACAGGCAUCACCGAUCCCGUCAUCAGAGAGCAGCUCAUCAACGGAAAAGCGUACAGCCAUGCCACGGCUGCUUUCAUCAAAACACUAUCAGCUUCCUCUCGCGAACAAUUCAUCACACUGUUGAAUGAAAGUCUCCGUCGAACUUGGCAGGUUGGUAUCGGGUUCGCAGCACUGGGGUUUUUGCUUGUGUUUUUUGAGAAAGAGAUUCCACUCCGCCAGGAGCUUGAAACCGAAUUCGGCAUGGAGAACGGGGAGAACGAAACCGGAGAUUCGAAGAAGGGGUGUGUUGGAGUGUAG